CGAAUGAGACAAUGGAUUUCUCAACGUUAUGCCGCACUUGUCUUGGUACCACGGCUUUGAGACCCUUAUUCGCUUCGAAUGCGGAUCACAAGCGUCAUGCUACUACUGUGUUCAUUACUACAGGCAUAAAAGUUGAACUAAACGAUGGCCUGCCGCAGCAAAUGUGCACAACGUGCUUUGACUUCAUCAACAGUUCACUAACAUUCCGAAGACAGUGUAAAAACUCGGAAGACAAGCUUCUUCAACUGAACCAAUCAAAUAAAGAAACAUUACCUAACAGUAACAAAAUAGGCGAUUGUGACACUGAAGGUUUAAACAGUAUUUUGAAGACUGAAUUGAAAUAUGAAUUUGAAGUGCCAGAUGAGAUUGAAACUGUGAAUUGGGAAGAUUCAGUUGGAGAAAAUGAUGCUCCGCUCGGCUGUUUUAAAAAUAAAGAUAAUUGCGAUGUACUGGAUCUUCAACUGAACCAAUCAAAUAAAGAAACAUUAGCUAACAGUAAGAAAAUAGACGAUUGUGACACUGAAGAUUUCAAAUGUAAUAUUUUGAAGACUGAAUUGAAAUAUGAAUUUGAUGUGCCAGAAGAGAUGGAAAGUGUGAAAUGUGAGGAUUCUCUUGGAGAAAAUGAUGCACCGCUCGGCUGUUUUAAAAGUAAAGACAAUGAAGAGAAGAAUUGUGAUGUACUGAAUGUGAAGGCGAUAGGAAAUACAAAGGGUGAUAAAAAAAGGAAAGUGCAAAGGGUGUCCUGCACGAUAUGCGGCAAGGACCUGUCGGUGCGGAGUGUGCGCGCGCACGUGACGGCGCGGCACCCGGCCGCCGCCGGCCUGCGGUGCGGGGUGCAUGGCAGUAAAUUUACUAUGACAGUAACCCUCUAUACUAUUUAUUCUCUUCGGUUGCAGUACUGCGCGUUAGAGCAUGGCAGUAAAGAGGCGCUUGCGACACAUACGGCGCUGUGCCCGCUGAAGAAAAAACGACGGGUUUCCGAUUCGGGCAAGGAGUUAGUAUCGUGUGACGUUUGUCACAAGCCGAUGCAGAGGAACAGUCUGCGCGCGCACCAGGCCGUCAAGCACAAAGGCCUCGGGCCUGUAUGCGAGCACUGUGGCCGUGGUUUCGGCAACAAGUUGCGGCUGAGCGAGCAUCUCCGCGCGAAACAUGGCUACGACAAGUUGCAGUGCAGCCACUGCGAAUUCAAGAGCUCGAGCCGGGCCGCCCUUGAGAACCACGAGCGACGCCACCGAGGAGAGAAACCAUUCAUCUGCGAAACGUGCGGCGCAAAGUUUCACGCGGCGUAUCUUCUAGCCCAGCACCGACAUAGCCACCGCACCGAAAAGCGCAUCAAGUGUGGCCUAUGCGGCGCGGCGUUCAAAGCGACGAACAGUUUACACGCGCACCGCGCCGCCCGGCACGGCGCGCGGCGCCACCGCUGCCCGCUGUGCGCGCGCGCAUACUCCUGCAGGCACUACGCUGUCAAACACUUACGCACCGUGCAUGGCUUUAAGGGCACGGUGCCACCGCUGCAAGUCGACCCGGCUCCGACGUAAAACAGUCAUCCACUUGUAACGUCGCAAAUUAUACACACAUUAUGAGAAUA
Molecule: messenger RNA, 1588 nt
Organism: Cydia amplana
Lineage: Eukaryota; Metazoa; Arthropoda; Insecta; Lepidoptera; Tortricidae
Product: zinc finger protein 724-like
Exons: 9
Coding region: 12-1538 (508 amino acids)
Biological process (GO): regulation of transcription by RNA polymerase II
Cellular component (GO): nucleus
Molecular function (GO): zinc ion binding; RNA polymerase II transcription regulatory region sequence-specific DNA binding; DNA-binding transcription factor activity, RNA polymerase II-specific
Source: RefSeq, a predicted model, not a curated record